AUGUUUCCAAGAAAAAAAUAUAUAAUAGUCACACGUAAGAAGAAAUCAACUCCAGUGAGUAUUGAAUCCUUUAAAGAAUUAAACUUGAAAUUUGAUGCCAUUAUUGCUGAAUUUAAAAAGGAAAAGAAAACACUCAUUGAUAUUAAUGCCAAACUUCAUGCUAGGAUUGUUGAAUUAGAAUAUGACAAUGAAGACCUAGAUUUUGAUGUAUACUCACAAAAUAAAGAGAACAAUGCUAGAUUUGCGAAAUUAGAACAGACUCAAGAUAGAAUAAUUAGUUUCUUUAGUAAUAAUCAAUCGACUCCAGUGAGUAUCGAGUUCAACUUGAAACCUGUUACCGCUGAGCUUAAAAAGCAAUUGACUCCAGUGAGUAUCGAGUCCUUUAAAAAAGAAUUAGACUUGAAAUUUGAUGCCGUUAUUGCUGAAUUUGAAAAUGGAAAUGGAGAAUAUUGUUACCAUGAUAUUAUUGAAGCAAUCGUUGAUAUUAAUAAAGCACUCACUGAUGUUAAUAUAGCACUCAUUGAUGUUAAUGCCAAACCUUAUGCUAGGUUUAAAGAGUUAGAAAAUGAUGAUAGAGAGUAUGAUAAAAGAUUGCGGGAGUAUAAAGAAAGAUUGCAGGAGUAUGAUGAAAGAUUUCGGGACCUAAAAUUAAAGAGUUUGAGGCUAAAAAACGAAAUUAGAGAAUAA
Molecule: messenger RNA, 687 nt
Organism: Entrophospora candida
Lineage: Eukaryota; Fungi; Glomeromycota; Glomeromycetes; Entrophosporales; Entrophosporaceae
Source: the annotation of a GenBank genome assembly